AGCAGCAUUAGAGAGGUCCCUUAAAUUAAGGGAUUUUUCAGUGGAGUUUGGUUUGAGCUUCUCUGUUGUUUGCAGGAGAACAGAGAAGUCCAGGAUUCACCAAACUGAACCCGAUGCAGAAAGUACCGGUUCUGGUGGACAACGGCUUCAUCCUCACAGAGAGUGACGCCAUCUUGAAGUACCUGGCCAACAAGUACGACGUCCCUGACCACUGGUAUCCACGGCAACCAGAGAAGCGAGCACGAGUGGACGAGUACACCGCCUGGCAUCACAGCAACACACGACCACACGCAGCUAAAGUCUUUAUCCUGGAGGUGUUGCUCCCGACCCAGACCGGCUCUCCGGUGAAUGAGGGGAGUUUGAGUCGUGCUCUGUCUCAGCUGGACGACACUCUGGAUAAAAUGGAGUCCAUGUUUCUCCGCAGACAGCCGUUCCUGUGCGGUGAUGACAUCACUGUGGCUGACCUGCUCGCUGUCUGUGAGCUCAUGCAGCCUCUGGGUGGGGGGAGGGACGUCCUUAAGGACCGCCCUCCGCUGCAGCGAUGGAGGAGCAGAGUCCAGGCCGCCGUCGGAGAGCAUUUUGACCGAGCUCACGCCAUUCUGUACGCCCUGAGAGACCGCCAGCGAGCACGGCUGUGACAUCAGAGUGAUGUCACACAGCUUUAUCUUCUAACAAACGAAAUGUGACAUCAUUGUACUUUACAAACAAGCUAAAAUAAUCAAUGGAUCGGAUUGGUUGGAUCACUAAUAGAUCUGAUUGGUUGGAUCACUAAUAGAUCUGAUUGGUUGGAUCACUAAUAGAUCUGAUUGGUUGGAUCACUAAUAGAGCUGAUUGGUUGGAUCACUAAUAGAUCUGAUUGGUUGGAUCACUAAUAGAUCUGAUUGGUUGGAUCACUAAUAGAGCUGAUUGGUUGGAUCACUACAGAGGCCUUUUUUGUCAUCUGUUCCUUUUUAAGGUUUUAAAUUUCGUCACAUUUAUUAAACAAUAAGAUGAAACUAAGCUUUAAAACACUUGAACUGAAAUAGAUUUUAGAUAAAAACAAAUAAAGUUGUGAUUUAUUUUCUCA
This is a messenger RNA of Acanthochromis polyacanthus (spiny chromis), 1066 nucleotides long. It is a transcript of the gene gstt2, whose product is annotated as glutathione S-transferase theta 2. Gene Ontology annotation, cellular component: cytoplasm. NCBI's taxonomy places the organism in Eukaryota, Metazoa, Chordata, Actinopteri, Pomacentridae. The record is from RefSeq and is a predicted model, not a curated record. Gene Ontology annotation, molecular function: glutathione transferase activity. The transcript is spliced from 4 exons. Gene Ontology annotation, biological process: glutathione metabolic process. Bases 114 to 638 code for a protein of 174 amino acids.